UGUGUGUGUGUGCUUAAGAUUUUAGUGUACUACGGCGUGUUUGCGGCAUGAGUUUACCGUCGGGCGUGGAUAUGCAGAAUCUAAUGUCACAGCAUCCGGUGCUGGGCGCCCUGCCGCCCGCCUUUUUUCUGCGCGCCGCCUCGGAGCGUUAUCAGCGGACACCAAAAUGUGCGCGGUGUCGCAAUCAUGGCGUGGUCAGCGCCCUGAAGGGUCACAAGCGCUAUUGUCGCUGGCGGGAUUGCGUCUGUGCGAAAUGCACGCUGAUUGCGGAGAGGCAGCGCGUGAUGGCCGCACAGGUCGCGCUGCGACGCCAGCAGGCGCAGGAGGAAAACGAGGCGCGUGAACUGGGACUGCUGUACACCAGCUCGGUGCCCGGUUCGGGCCAGCAGAACGGCGGCGAUAGCGUCACGCCCAACUCACACAGUCCCACACAUGUGGGUGGUGCUGGUGCGGCACCAGCACAAAACGGCGUAUUCCACGGCGGCAUACCCUCGCCGCCCAGCGAUGGCUACGAGGCGAGCCCCACGCCCAGCCAUCAGCACCAGCACCAGCCGCCGCAACAGCAGCAGCAGCAACAGCAGCAGCGGCAGUCGCAGACGCAGCAUUACAAUGGCAAUGAAUCCGACACGGAUGGACGCACACGUUCCGAGCACCUGAGCGUCGGUUUCUCACCCACACGCACCGAGCUGGACGAGAGUCCGGUUUCCAAGCGCGGCCUGGCGCAUUCAAAUGAAACCGAUCAGGACACGGGCUCCGAGUCCGGCUCACCCAGCAGUCCCAGCAGGCCCAAGGUGGCCGGUCUAUUUAAUCUGACCUCCAGUCUGUCGCCCGCUCGCACCGGCCCGCCCAGCUCGCCGGAGUCCGAUCUGGAUGUGGACUCGGCGCCCGAUGAGGCCACACCAGAGAAUCUCAGCCUGAAGAAGGAGGACAGCAACUCGCCCCCGAACACACCCGCCGAGAAUCUGCACCUAUUACGCUCCUUUGGCAAUGGACAUGCCCAGGGCUUUAUGCCCUACCAUCACACGCAGUUCCUGGCCGCUGCGGGCCUGCCCACGCAUCAUCCGGCAGCGCAGACGUCCAUGCAGCAGCAGCAGCAGCAGCACUUGGGCCAGCAUCCACAUCAGCAGCAACAGCAGCAGCGCUCCCCGAUUGAUGUCCUGAUGCGCGUGUUUCCCAAUCGCCGCCGCAGCGAUGUGGAGCAUCUGAUGCAGCGCUUUCGUGGUGAUGUGCUCCAGGCCAUGGAGUGCAUGUUGGCUGGCGAGGACUUGACGCAGACGCCGCCGCCACCGCAGGUGCCCCCGUCGCCGCCGUUUCCCAUGAAGUCCGCCUUCUCGCCGCUGGUGCCGCCCGCGGUCUUUGGUUCGCCCACCCAUCCGCAUCGCUAUCAUCCGUUCAUGCAGGCGCAUGCCAAACGCUUCCUGUCCGCCCCCUAUGCCGGCACCGGCUAUCUGCCGGGCGUUUUGAGCAGCGCGGACAUUGAGCAGUCGGAAUCGAAUGGUGCCAGCGGCAUGGCCCUCGAUCGGAGCAGUAAUGCGGGCGACUCCCAGGAUUGAGGCAGCAGCAACAGCAACGCCGCCGAUGCGAGCGGUGUUUGCGUCUUUCGGCCCUUUGAGCCAUAGCUCCAACUCGUCCUGCCGCCAACCAGUUGAAUCUUGUUUUAGGGAAAUCGAACCGAAUCGUAGCCUAGCAACUGCUAUUUUCUUUAGAUCGUAAGCAUCGUAAUGUAGCACUGGCUAUGCAUGUAUUCCUAGAUACCCUACCCCAUAUACAUAUGUAUACCCCACUUAUAUUCUGUAUCUGCGGCAUGUUUAUCACUCGGAAGUAUUGUACCAUACGUUAAGAGCUCGUAAGAUACGUUUAGAUCAAAUUAACAUUAUUGAGAUUAUUGUGUAAAGAAUCAUAUAACUAUUGAGAUACCUAUAUGUAUAU
This is a messenger RNA of Drosophila montana, 1929 nucleotides long. It is a transcript of the gene dmrt99B, whose product is annotated as doublesex-Mab related 99B. Gene Ontology annotation, biological process: sex differentiation; regulation of transcription by RNA polymerase II. Gene Ontology annotation, cellular component: nucleus. Gene Ontology annotation, molecular function: DNA-binding transcription factor activity, RNA polymerase II-specific; protein binding; RNA polymerase II cis-regulatory region sequence-specific DNA binding. The coding region runs from base 48 to 1553 and encodes 501 amino acids. NCBI's taxonomy places the organism in Eukaryota, Metazoa, Arthropoda, Insecta, Diptera, Drosophilidae. The record is from RefSeq and is a predicted model, not a curated record. The transcript is spliced from 4 exons.